CUGGUGAUUGGCAACAAGGCCGCGAGAGGAUUCCGAUACCCUUCUCUCUCUCUCCGAGCUCGAAUCCACCACCACCACCACCACCAAUCGGAGCCACCGGAGAGCGGCGGCGCAGCAGACGGCGGCGGCUGCGGGGGGCGAGAGGCCGAUUCGCCGGAGGAGAGAAGGAGAGAGAGAGAGAGAUGGCGUUCACGAUGCGCGCGGUGAAGGUGCCGCCGAACUCGGCGUCGCUGGAGGAGGCGCGGCACCGCGUGUUCGACUUCUUCAGGCAGGCGUGCCGCGCCAUCCCCUCCAUCAUGGAGAUCUACAACCUCGACGACGUCGUCACCCCGUCCCAGCUCCGCUCCACCAUCGCCAAGGAGAUCCGCAAGAACCAGGGCGUCACUAACCCCAAGGUCAUUGAUAUGCUCCUGUUUAAGGGGAUGGAGGAGCUGGGCAACAUCACCGAACACGCGAAGCAGCGCCAUCACGUCAUCGGGCAAUAUGUGGUCGGCCAAAAGGGACUGGUGCAGGAUAUGGAGAAAGACCAAGGGUCCUCAGACUUCCUGAAGAAAUUCUACACUAGCAAUUACUCCUAAUCUGUGCUGCAAACUCCUCCUCCUUCAGUAAUACCCGAGAAGUGAUCUGAAUAAGACGCUGAGAACCCACAGCUUUAAUUGUUUUAUCACUGGAAUCUUUUUGUUAUUCUGCUUGAUCCUUCAAUCAUCUGCGCAGUGUGGCGCUGUUGCUAGUGAAUUGUUUGUAACUUGUAGACUGUACUCUGCAAAGUUGAUGUUCAUGAGUUCAUACCGUGUGUCAAUGGGUUCGAACUCAUGUACCCAGCACAUGACCAUCACUCGUUUGUCGUGAAGUCAUUGAUUCGAUUAAUCUGUAGCAUAAAAGGUCAUGGCCAUGGAAACAAAUAAUAAGUGUUGCCGUUCUCUAAUA
This is a messenger RNA of Oryza sativa Japonica Group (Japanese rice), 927 nucleotides long. The record is from RefSeq and is a predicted model, not a curated record. Lineage: Eukaryota; Viridiplantae; Streptophyta; Magnoliopsida; Poales; Poaceae.